Messenger RNA from Aspergillus vadensis CBS 113365, 483 nucleotides. RefSeq lists its product as uncharacterized. NCBI's taxonomy places the organism in Eukaryota, Fungi, Ascomycota, Eurotiomycetes, Eurotiales, Aspergillaceae. The coding region runs from base 1 to 483 and encodes 160 amino acids. The record is from RefSeq and is a predicted model, not a curated record. The transcript is spliced from 2 exons.
AUGGACUCCGUCACGAACGCGUUCCUUUUCAUCCAGAGGCCUUACAAGAGUCUCUGGUUAAAUGGGAUAUACUUCCUAUUCUGGCCCCUCCUUGUAUUCAUCCUUGUGGUCUUGACUGCCGCUCUCUGGAAGGCAGUCACUCAAAACGAUGUCGCUGAUAUCCAGAAGAUAUCUCCCGGAAGUAACAUCUCCAAAACAGAUUACGAAGACGUUGUCAACGGUUUCCUGCAAGACAUUUCUUUUCAACCCCCGGACAUGAUAUUUGAUGUCGGCCUGAAAUCUCGUGUUGAGGACCGCCUGGAGUCGUAUGGUAUUUCGCGCAAUUUUAUAACGGAGAUUGAAUCGUGCAUUGCUACAGCGACCAAGAUAUCCAGCUGUUCCUAUCCAUAUACAUCUCCCGAAGUGCUCGAAGCCAUUGCCUUAUUUUGGCAUUCGGCUUUACUGACGUCCAUUAGCUCGGAAUGCGAAGGGUGCUCACUAUGA